UCAUGUUUUCUCUUGACACUAGGUGGCAACUCCGUUCUGUAUUUUUCGGCUGAUGAAAAAUUUUACCAAAUAAAAUCAAUUAAAUUCAGCGUAAAAUCAAAUUGCCGAGCAAAUGUGCAGGUGCAUAGCAUAGAAACACGGAACUUUUACCGGACGCGAGUGCGGAAACCAGGAGAGAAGCAGGCUAACGCUUGUGUGUUAGUGCGUAGUCCGUAAAUUGUAAAGCACACACACCUAGGGGCACACAGAGCGAGACGGAAAUAGCAGAGCCCCACUAUUUACUUUGAUCACCACGUACUAACUAGUGGAUAAGCCAGGUGGAUCCAUGGACGGCAACAAGGACGAGGCCCAGCGCUGCAUUGACUUUGCGGUGCAGGCGCUGGCCGAGGGCAAGAUCGAGAAGGCCGAAAAGUUCCUGAUCAAGGCGGAGAAGCUCUAUCCUACGGAGAAUGCUAAAAAACUAUUAGCCCAAGUGAAGAGCAACCCCACCAGCAAUGGCAGCAAUGGUAAAUCUCGACCAGGAGCCAAUGGUGGCACCGAUGAAAAGGACACCGGUCCCAGGAAGCGUGUGAAUUCAGAUUCACGAUCCAGUGCACCAGAUUACACCAACGAUCAACUGGAGGCGGUGCGAAAGAUUAAAAAAUGCAAGGACUACUAUGAGGUAUUGGGUGUCACCAAGACAGCCACGGAUUCGGAGAUCAAGAAGGCAUACAAGAAGCUGGCACUGCAAUUGCAUCCGGACAAGAACAAGGCCCCGGGAUCGGUGGAGGCCUUCAAGGCACUGGGCAAUGCUGCUGGCGUGCUUACCGAUGCUGAAAAGCGAAAGAAUUACGAUCUUUAUGGCAUCAACGAGUCGCACAGCGGUCACGGCAAUGGAGGAAACCACCACGGGCAUGGCCAGUACUACAACAACGAGUACGGCUACUCGCGUGGCUUCCAGGCCGAUAUCAGUGCCGAGGAGCUGUUCAAUAUGUUCUUUAAUGGUGGUUUUCCACAACAGAACGUGUAUAUGAGGCAGCAGCGUCGUCGUCAUCAGGCACGCGAGGAUCGAGAGGGCAACAAUUCAUCAGCUUUGAUCAACUUGCUGCCCAUCCUGCUGCUUAUUGGCCUGUCUAUGAUGUCGUCCUUCUUCAUCUCCGAUCCCAUGUACAGCCUGACGCCCUCACAUAAAUAUUCCGUCAAGCGUGAGACCAAUGGCCUGAAGAUUCCCUAUUACGUCAAGGACAACUUUUAUUCAGAGUAUCAAGGCUCGGUGGCACGUCUAGAAGAAUCCGUAGAGGAGGACUUUGUGAAUCAUUUGAAGCAUUCUUGCAGUCGAGAGCGGAAUUAUCGCGACUCAAUGCUGGCUAAAGCAAGGACCUUUGGCGAUCGGGACUUGUAUCGAAAGGCGCAGAAUAUCAACACGCCGUCGUGCGAGAAUUUGCAAAACAUAAUGCUGAUGCUAUGACCCUUCAGGUUCUUGCUAAUAACAAAGGGCACGAUCUAUCCGAUCAACUGGCAUAUAUAGAAUUAUUUUAGAGCAAUCGGCGAAGCAACUGCAAACUGCCAAAAAAGUCAUAUAUUUACGAGUAUAAGUUGGGAGGCUGCUGAGGCGAAGAAGUACUAUUGUUUUUGUCACUUGGAAACAUGAAUUGUAACAAGGAUGAUGUACGCAUAUUUGAUCAUAUACUUAUUGAUAGUCAAAAA
Drosophila kikkawai is the source of this 1686-nucleotide messenger RNA. Its product is annotated as dnaJ homolog subfamily B member 12. Gene Ontology annotation, biological process: cellular response to misfolded protein. The record is from RefSeq and is a predicted model, not a curated record. Gene Ontology annotation, cellular component: endoplasmic reticulum membrane. NCBI's taxonomy places the organism in Eukaryota, Metazoa, Arthropoda, Insecta, Diptera, Drosophilidae. Gene Ontology annotation, molecular function: Hsp70 protein binding.